Symsagittifera roscoffensis is the source of this 2201-nucleotide messenger RNA. RefSeq lists its product as uncharacterized. The transcript has a single exon. Gene Ontology annotation, cellular component: nucleus. The record is from RefSeq and is a predicted model, not a curated record. NCBI's taxonomy places the organism in Eukaryota, Metazoa, Xenacoelomorpha, Acoela, Convolutidae. Bases 48 to 1634 code for a protein of 528 amino acids.
AGUGAUCCGUAAAGAAACUUUGUAUUUUAGUGUCUAGUUGAUAUAUUAUGGACAGUCUUUUCGCUCUUGAAACAGAAGUUCUGCAAAAAUCUCACGCUGCAAAGCAACAGCGAAACGGCGUUUCUGGGCUCAAGUUUAAGAACCAGGAAAAUAUUUCAGUUAGCAGCAAAUCGGCCUCCACUACAAGAGUGAUGCAAACUGUAGAUGAUAGCUCUGAUUUGAAGAAAAGCAGGGCAAUGCUGGAAGCCAAAACUAUGUUCUACGAAAAAAUGCAGAAUUCGAAAGGAAUUGGAAGUGAUGGGUCCAAGAGGUAUCUAGUGGACUUUGAAAGUAAAAUAUUGGAAGAUACUACCAAGGUUGAACAGCUGAAACAGAAAGGAGAAAUUGUGUGCGAAGAACUUGAAGAAGUAUUUGCUCCAGUGCAUUAUCAGCAUCUGCGCGAAGACGAAGCUCGCGAGCUCGGGGUGGGGUAUUUCGAGUUUUCGCUUGACGAGGAUACUAGACAAAAUCAACUGGAUAUGUUGAAAGAGCUGCACAAAGAAACAAAAGGCAAACAGAAAACAAAGGAGCAGGAAGCAAAGCGGAGGCAAAUUGCUAUUCAAGAACGAUUAAACAAAAUCAGAGCUAAAAAGAAUUUGCCUCUGGUGGAACCCAAUUGUUCAACCGAAGAUAGAGCUGAUAAUGAUAAAGAUUAUGACAAUAAAGAGUCCGUUUCAGAGCUGCAUCAGAAUCGAGCUGAACAUAAAGCAAAUGCUUUGAACCAUAACAGAGAAUGGGACAGUAAAAAAAGAACACUAGCAGAAGUAAUUGACGCUAAAAUCAAGAAAGCAAAAGAAGAGAGGGACCCAGAUUUUGCACCCCCGCAAAUUUAUCAAGAGUCGACUUCCUACAGUUCAACUUCGAGUUAUUCAAAUUCAAUUAGAAACAUUCCUGGAACAGGAAGCUUUGUUUCUUCAACAGGAAAUGCGAUGAAGUCUAUAGAGUCAAUGUACGACAAUGGACCAAAGAAUUUGAAGUCUGGUUUGUGUUUGCCGCGAGAAGGACAGAUUGCUGGACUUGUCAUCGGCGAUUCUAUUCAAAAACGGGUCAUAUCUGAGAACAUCAGCAACUAUGUGUUUGUGCGAGGAUUUGGCGGAGCCAAGGCAAAAGACAUUUGCGAAAGAUUGUCUUUUACACCGGUUAGAAAAAUUAAGCACGUCAUUUUCACAAUAGGAUUGAAUGAUGCUCUAGCUUGCAGCCACGAUGAUCUGGAGUUCCGAGUCUACUUCAAGAAGAGCAUAGAUUUAGUUCAUCAAAAGUUCAAUCCGGAUGUGCUUCAAAUAGGAACAAUUACACCAACCAGAGGAGACUUAAGUCACGUUAAUUCUUAUAUAGAUAGAAUUAAUGCCCUCAUAAAAGAGCUGUUUAAUGAGCUUUCGUUUCAAGACACGAAUAUGCAACUUCUGGAUGUCCAUGCAGCAUUUCAAUUAGCAAUAUCGCCGAUAUGUCAAGACGGCGUGCAUCCGUCAACAGAAGGUGUAAUGGUUUUAGUACAGUGCUACCGCCAGCAGUUUGAAGCGUCCGGAAUCGAAAUUAACUGGGAUCAAGAAGUAACUGUCCGGCAACCGCCUGAAAAGGAAAAGAGAAAAUUAUAAGAACAUUUUUUCUCUAAAAUUUUAUAUAUCCACUAUUGUAGUAUAGACUAAAUGUUACGAUUUCUGUUUACUCAACCAACGCUUGUUGAAAUACCAGUCUAAUUUUUUCAACCAAAGUCACACAUCGGUACACAGAUUUCGUCCCAAAGUAUUUUUGCGAUUUUCAUAUCAGCGUGAGUUGUAAGUUAUGAGGACCAAAUCAUUGCUUCCUAGUUAAGUAGUUUGGCACGUGAAAGUAUGAGUAAUUUCCAGAGUAGAAAUUGCUAGAUGUCAUUUUUUGAAGUUUUUUCGCAUAAUAAGUGGUACGUUGAAUUAUAUCCCCUAAUAUGCGAAGUAAUUUUUUAUUGCUUUAUUAUUGCGAGCACGACACGAGGUGACUGGAAGGAGCUAUGACUGAGAAUAGGUUUUUCCUGAUAUUAAGUUCUUCAAAUAAAGACGGUCUAUGUGAUACUAGGUACUCAAGUUUUAUAGGUAUUUUUUUUUCUUAUCUUAAGAGCUUCCCUCUUAACUUGUGUUGCGAUGUUCAGUUUCGCCUCGUGUUUAUUGAAACAUCUUACAAAUAUUUAG